AUGACAGAAGAAACGCAGAUUUUAGUGUUAGCAUUUAAGAAUUCCGCUUUACUCACUUUACCAGGCAUUAUUUUCUAUGCAAUAUUAAAUCACUUCUCUCUUUCAUGUCAAUUUCUCAUUUCGAAUUCAAGUACCAGGCUUUCUUUACAGCUGUUUUUCCUUUCGAAUUCAAUUACCAGGCAUUAUUUUCUAUGCAAUAUUAAAUCAUUUCUACUGAUACCGGUUGACAAGACAUCAUCAUACUUCCCCAGCAUUACCAAUAAUAACAGUGAUGAGAGUAAUUCAUUAGAUUCAAAACAUGCCACAGACUAUGAUUGCGGUGGGGAUCCACUCAACUGUACCUCUUCAGGACUAUCGUCAGAAUUCGCCUCAUCUUCAAGUACCUCUACAGAGAAUUGUUCGCAACCGGCCACCACUUUGCCAGUACGACCUUAUUCCAUAGCUAGUGAAACGCUUGUCCAGGUCAUUGUUGAGCAGCAACGCAAUACAAACGGUAACAGCGAGCAAAGCAAAUCAUUGGAUUCGGUUGCUACCGUAACACCUGAGGAAAAGAAUCGUUGUUGCAUUAAUGAAUUUUUAAAUAAAAUCGAUAAUACAAUUUCCGAGUCGCAUAAAUGUGUGGAAAAGUCGAGAGAAAAAUGA
Messenger RNA from Glossina fuscipes, 642 nucleotides. RefSeq lists its product as uncharacterized. The transcript is spliced from 2 exons. Bases 1 to 642 code for a protein of 213 amino acids. NCBI's taxonomy places the organism in Eukaryota, Metazoa, Arthropoda, Insecta, Diptera, Glossinidae. The record is from RefSeq and is a predicted model, not a curated record.